AAUUCUUAGGAAAAAACACUCUUAAAAUGGCAUACUCAUACUGCAAGGUUUUUGGCAAGGAUAAGGUCAUAUUUGCAACCAAAGAGGACCAUUCUACACCCAGCACAAUCGAAUUGCCUGCACCGGAACCGCCGCAAAGUCUAAUCACGCGAGACGGUGAAAUAAAUUGGAGCUGUCCGUGCCUGGGGGGAAUGGCCACGGGACCAUGCGGUGUGGAGUUCCGUGAAGCGUUUUCGUGUUUUCACUACAGCGAGGCAGAUCCAAAGGGCUCUGAUUGUUAUGAGGCCUUCCGCACUAUGCAAGACUGUUUCCAGCAGUAUCCGACAGUUUACAACAAAUCUGGUGGCGAUGAUGAUGAGGAUGAUGCGCUUGGCGAGGUCAUGAACGCUGAUAGUGAGAGAAACGGGGUUAAGGAUAUUGACGAGCUAUCAGGCGGCGCCGGGGCAGCAGCCGCUGCAGCUGCUGGUCAAAUCACCCCGCAGACCAGUUCAGCAGUGUCUAAGCAGGAAUAGACAGUCGAAAAUGAAAACAACAAAGUACAAUCUAGUUUGUAAACUUUGUGGGAUUUGUUGAAUUCAAAUAUUUCGCAACUUACAAAUACAAAAAAUAUUUCUAUUAAGCCCUA
Scaptodrosophila lebanonensis is the source of this 625-nucleotide messenger RNA. RefSeq names its product mitochondrial intermembrane space import and assembly protein 40-B. Gene Ontology annotation, molecular function: protein-disulfide reductase activity. The transcript has a single exon. Bases 27 to 512 code for a protein of 161 amino acids. Gene Ontology annotation, biological process: protein import into mitochondrial intermembrane space. Gene Ontology annotation, cellular component: mitochondrial intermembrane space. The record is from RefSeq and is a predicted model, not a curated record. Lineage: Eukaryota; Metazoa; Arthropoda; Insecta; Diptera; Drosophilidae.